CAGCAGAUAUUUUUCUUACAUUCCGGAGCUGAGUUUAACAAGGAACAGAUGUGAGGAAACCAGAAAAACAGAGCGGGGGCAGGAAGGAGACAGAGAAGUUUGGGGCAAGCGACGAGAAACGCGACAACGAGCUGGAUUUAGUUUCCACAGAUAUCGAGGAAGUCGUGAGGUAAAUUCCAGGAGACUUUCGGGGACAAGAUGCCUGGGCUGAACUUGUGUGCCGCUCUUUGUCUUGUCUCAUUAUCGCUCUUCACCCUCGGGGUGAGUUACUCCCAGAGAUACCCCUUGUACACCGGAGGAACCGGGCGGUUGAACGGACAGGAGAGUCAGCCAGGAGCGGGACUGCGGGCUACCAGUAGAUACAGGAACUGGUGUGCCUACGUGGUGACACGAGUGGUGUCCUGUGUCAUAGAGGAUGGUGUGGCUACAUACGUCAGGCCAGAGUAUCAGCCCUGUGGAUGGGGCCAGAUGCAGUGCUCACGGACAGUGAUGUAUCGUUCUUUUAUGAAGCCACGAUACAAAAUUGCCUACAAAAUGGUUUCUGAAAUGGAAUGGAGGUGUUGUCACGGUUAUUCUGGAGAUGAUUGUUCAGUGAGCCUACCUGGAUUGGUUGAGGAAGAAAGUUCAAGGUCUGAUAACAAACAACCAGAGGAAGAUGGAAAAAACUCAGAUAAAUCUCAUCAGAUGGAGGAGAAGAUCCAGAGCCUAACUCAGCAAGUCCAUAAACUGCAGAACACCAUCGAAACAAUGACAGAGAAGUUUCAAGAGGAGAUGCAGAGAGUGAUUGAGAGAGCAGUGAAUGGGGAACAGCCAGCCGACGCUGCCUCUCACACAGACAUGAAGGACACCAUCAAUGAGAUUCAGAACAAACUCCAACAGAUUGACAACCGAGUGAGGGAGCACGAUAUUGAGAUUGACAUCUUAAACACCAUUGGAGCAUCUGGAACAGCUGGCAGCCCGUCUGAGGUCAGCCACAAGUUGUCUGACCUGAAGGAGGAACUGGUACGGGAGGUGGAACUUCGAAUUCAGCACUCCUGUUUCUCUUGUCGGGCUGACAUCGAACUUCUACGACAGCAGCAGGGAAUGUUCAGGCAAAGGCUGCAAGAUCUUGGAAGAAUAUUUAAUAGGACUGAGCAGCACAAUCGGCUUCUAAUAGAGGGCAUGCACAAACACCUCACUAGGCUAACUACUUCAGUGGAUGACUCCUGCUGCCGGGAAACAGAGAGCAUUCAGUCGAAGGUGGAGGAUGUUGAAGGCAAGCUAGUAUCCCUCUCUGAGGUGGUGACUGGACUGGAACAGAGGUUACACAGAAAGUCUCCAUCUCCUGAUUUCUCUUCAGGAACCUCUCUGUGGGAUGAUCAAUUGCAAAAUCUUGAACGGAAACUGAAUCUGACUGAGAUGAACCUUGAGAAACACAUUGUGACCCAGCUGGAGAAUCUGAGAAAUGAAUUUGGAGAUCGAAUCCAUGAGAAUGAGGAGCGGAUCAACACAGUGGUGUCUGUUCUGGGCAACUCCACAGUCUUUGAUGAUUGGCUGAGGGAGACAAUUCGUGGAAUAGGUGAGGAUGUCACAACUCUGAAGAAGAACGUGAGGUCAGAUGGACACAGCCUGGAGUCAGUGGUGAGUCAACUGCACCAACUGGAGUCCAGGGUGCAAGGAGCUAUCAGUGGCUGUGCACAGCACUGUAACUCUUCACUUCUCACUCAGGACGGACAAGAUACUGCUCAGAUGUUGGAGCUUUUAACAAAGCUUCAGAUAAAGAUAGCAGGGAAUGAGCUGAGCAUUCAGGACACUGGGAAGAGGGUGCACAACCUGACCAUAGGAGGACAUUCACUGAGAAACAGACUACAACAGUUUGGGGAGGAAGUUAAGCAGUUGGAAUCAAUGACUCAUUCUAAUAAGGACCAAAUGAGAUUCGUUAACUCUGGCCUUAGGGACCUGGAGGAUAAACUGCAGUAUUCAGCUGAGACCAGUUUAACAAUCUGUAACACCAUUAAAGAUGAAGUCCUUCAGAGUGGAGAGGAAACAAAGAGACAAGUUGAGCACCUGACUGAGGAGCUGGAAAAAAUUAGGCAGAGAUUCAGCCGUUUGGAGAAUGAUUGCAGACACUCCUGCUCACAAGUUCAGACUGAAUUCAACAAGUUCAAAGUGGAGCUUGGUGACCCAAACAAACAGUACGAAGAUUUACUAUUAAAAAUAGAAAACUUCAACAAUACACUCAAAAGGCUUGGAAUGUUUGGUGGCAAUUUGGGGAUUGAUCUCGGAUCGAUAAAUGGGGAGCUACGAGAUGUCAUCUUAACCUACAACUCAGUAAAUAAUACGUUAAGGGCCCUCCAAGACAUUGUCCAUCAGCAAGGCCACAACACUGAUAAACUGAACAUGACCUUCCACAGCAAUGCCAAUAAACUGAAGACAGACAUCAGCAGGAUCCAGGAGAAAAUAUUUGAUCAUAUUGAGGACACAGGCAACAAGCUUGUCAUCUUCCAGAAUGAACUAGGGAAGGUGAGAAGCCAGAUAGUGGAGGAGGGCAGUGAAUGCAAAAAUUCUGGAGAAAGGCUGGAAGAACGAAUGUCCAGGAUGGAGCAAGUCUGCAACAAGUUAGAUUCUGUCUCGCAGAGUCUGGAGAAGAUCAAAGAGGGUUUAAACCGACAUGUUUCAAGCCUGUGGAAUUGCCAAAGGGAUUUCAAUGCCACAUUGCAGAGACACUCUGAAGAGUUAAAAAAUAUAAAAAAUACUCACCUAACAAAUCUCAAACAAAAAAUAUCAUUGCUCAAUCAUUCCGUGUCUGAGAUACACACAGAAAUUCACAACUUCACUGUGCAGGAAUUCACAGGUGCUGAAGGACCUCAUGGACCUCCUGGACCACCUGGACCCCAAGGUAUCCCCGGUCUACCUGUCUACAUUGAGCGGGUUUCAUUCUCGGCAGCUCUUACCACGCCACAGCACAGACCAGGAACCAUUCUAUUUGACAAAGUGCUGGUGAACGAAGGAAAUCAUUAUGAUCCAGGCACAGGUAUAUUCUCUGCCCCAUUUGAUGGCCGUUACUUCAUCAGUGCUAUUCUGACGGGACAUCGCAAUCAGCGUAUAGAAGCUGUCCUCGCUAAAUCCAACACAGGACUGGCAAGAAUAGACUCUGGGGGCUUUCAACCAGAAGGGCUGGAGAACAGGCCAGUGAUAGGACCCCAGCCCACCUCAGGUUCUCUGGGCAUUUUCAACAUAAUUUUACCCCUCAGCCAAGGUGACACAGUUUGCAUUGACCUUGUGACUGGCAAACUGGCUCACUCUGAUGAACCCUUGACUAUCUUUAAUGGGGUUCUUCUGUACAAGGACAAGGACAUUUGAUGCCUCGUCAUUGCUUUGUGCUUAAGGUGGGGAUAUAUUUAUACACUAAUAUAUUCGGAGCAUCAUUCACAAAUGGGAUUGAGAACAAGAGUCCAAUCUCUACAUUAGUUUCUGCACUGCUGUUGAACUCUUAUUUAAUAUAAAGCAAUGUCUGAUAUCAGCUGCUGCUGUGGGAGGAAGGCUUGGUGAUCAUAGUGUAUUCAAUCACACUUUACACCUCUGUCUUAUCCUUUCAAGAAGACUUAAUUUAACCAAAGACUCAAAACCAUCCAGUCACAUCGAUCUGAAAUGGUAAUGGGGAGACGUCCUGAAUGGAAGAACAGUCCCACUAGCAGUGCUUGCAUCAACUAUCUCUGCUACAACAGAGUUUGAAAAGAGCCCAGGGACAGAUUGCAAGUCUAUAACUGAAACCAGGAUUUGCAUUAAAGAGUGAUGUCACAGAUGACUGGUUAUAAAUAAAAUGAACUCACCUAUUGUUUAA
Messenger RNA from Hypanus sabinus (Atlantic stingray), 3823 nucleotides. RefSeq names its product EMILIN-1-A-like. Lineage: Eukaryota; Metazoa; Chordata; Chondrichthyes; Myliobatiformes; Dasyatidae. The transcript has 8 exons. Gene Ontology annotation, molecular function: protein binding. The coding region runs from base 199 to 3342 and encodes 1047 amino acids. The record is from RefSeq and is a predicted model, not a curated record.